AUGAUCUCCGAGUCUCCUCCUAAGCUUCACAAUCUUCAUGAGCCCAGUGAUGGUUCCGGUCCCAAGAUUGACCCACAGGCCUGUUCUCAUGAAAUUGCUUCGGAUACCGACACAGAUGAUGAGGACGAUGUGGGCGACUCCAAAGAUGUGAAACAAGACGAUCCAGGAUCCGAUAACGACCAACACAAUGUUCGCUGGCAUCCGCAUGCACUUCAUUUUCUCGCUCAGGUUCCUCAAAGUGACGACGACUGGUCCCACUACCUCAGGAGGAACGUUGAUGUCGGCUCCUUGUGCCACCGUCUCAAAUUGCCCUACCUGUUCCCGGGCGUUCGGAGUCACCUUGAUUGGCCACGGUUCUUCAUCGAGUGUACCUGGCAUCUUGGCCGAGCUUGCAACAAUCCCUCUCUUGGUUCCCUCUUCUCACUCAUUUUCGUGGCUGCAUGCCAUGUGGCACUCAUGGAUGGCUGCCCACAAGAGGAAGUGUACAAGGGCCUGAGGGCCUGUGUGAGACAGUGCGGUAUUUCAGAAGAAGAAUUAACGCUGCCCAUGUUAGACAGGCUAAGAGAGGGAGUCAUCACAGGCAUCGGGAUACUCAGAGAGUAUAGUAAAGUGGUUGGUUGUCGUGCAAACGAAAUUCCUCUGCAUGCACACAAUUGUCUCCAAGUGUUCCAAUGCCGCAACCCUGCCUGCAUCAGCCUCAUUAAAGAGCAGAUAUCAUCAGCCUAUCGGCCGACAACACCCCUCGAAUCUGAAUACCUCGAGAUACCCUCUCUGGUUUAUGAAGUGCUGGGAGGCCGGCACUCCAAGUGGGAAUACAAAGCCAUCUACCGUAUGCUGUGCCCUCAAGAAACCGAGAGUAUAUGUGUAUAUGGCAAUGUCGAUGUGACUUGGGUGAUGGAAUAUGAUGAACGGGAUGAUCUUGUUGAAUGGGACGGGAGUUUAGAUACUGAGUUGGUGUGUGUAUCCAGUAUCGCUGAUGACUAG
Messenger RNA from Fusarium fujikuroi IMI 58289, 984 nucleotides. RefSeq lists its product as uncharacterized. The record is from RefSeq and is a predicted model, not a curated record. NCBI's taxonomy places the organism in Eukaryota, Fungi, Ascomycota, Sordariomycetes, Hypocreales, Nectriaceae. The coding region runs from base 1 to 984 and encodes 327 amino acids. The transcript has 3 exons.